This is a messenger RNA of Schistocerca nitens (vagrant locust), 894 nucleotides long. RefSeq lists its product as uncharacterized. Lineage: Eukaryota; Metazoa; Arthropoda; Insecta; Orthoptera; Acrididae. The record is from RefSeq and is a predicted model, not a curated record. Bases 118 to 627 code for a protein of 169 amino acids. The transcript has 4 exons.
CACACAGAAGCCGCACCACGCCAAGGGGACCACUCCAGUCUGCACAGGUGCUGCCUGCACUGAGAAGUUUGCUAAUCCUCGCAGAUCCUUACUAAACGCCGCUGAUUGAGGGCCGACAUGGGGUCCCGCCUGCCCCCGCUGGUGCUGCUGGCCGCGCUGCCGCCGGCGCUGCUGCUGCCCGCCGGCACUGGAGACGCCGGAGAGGCCCGCAGGACGCCCACCGCGCAGCAGCUGUACGACUCGCUGCCAGAGGCAGAGCGCGAGCCGUUCCUGGCCUACGAGCUGGCGCUGGGCCUGGAGCAGGUGGCGAGCAGAAACGCGUCGCUGGCCGGCGCGGCUGCCGAGGCGCUCGGCCGCCUCGCCCCGUCCACCGGCCACGUGCAGGCCCAGAGCGGGUCGCUGGCCGACAAGCUGCACCACCUCUACGGCAUCCCCGCCCAUCUGCUCAUCAAGUUCCAGAAUCUGCCAACACCGAGUGAUUUCGAUAUCAACAUGUACAUCUGGGUGAAGAUCUCGACGAACCCAACAUUCCAGCAGAUGGUGCAGCUGGCGGCCACGGGACAGUAUUGCGUGGGCGUCAACUGUUACAGCCUGCAGGAGCCGUGGGGCAACUGCUGCCCAUUCUGAGGUCUCCGUCUCCCUUCUCACACUACACCAUUCAUCCUCAUUGCUUCUGAAAUCACUGAUAAAGAAAAUCGCAUUGUAUUUGUACGUUGUGUUCCUAAAUAAUCCAUUUAACUUAUUUAUUUGUUUCACGAAGCAUCAUAAACUUUUUGUAACAGUCAUGAGCAUUAUGUGUUUAUUCGCUGUUAGAGAGAUCGAUGUGUUAGUAAUAAUGACAAGUAAUACUUGCAGUAAAAAAAACUCAUCAUUGUGACCCAGGUCAUAUUUGUA